Molecule: messenger RNA, 3227 nt
Organism: Hypomesus transpacificus
Lineage: Eukaryota; Metazoa; Chordata; Actinopteri; Osmeriformes; Osmeridae
Gene: trmt2a
Product: tRNA methyltransferase 2 homolog A
Exons: 11
Coding region: 279-2165 (628 amino acids)
Biological process (GO): RNA processing
Molecular function (GO): RNA binding; RNA methyltransferase activity
Source: RefSeq, a predicted model, not a curated record
GAAAAACACGUGUUUCCACAACAUCAUGGCAGCUAGCACACAUCAGCAACUGCCGUGCCAGUCAUAAGUGAAACUACGCGCGGUUACAGUGAGUGAACCUUUGAGUAAAUUGUAAUCAACUCAGUUUCUAGUGCUUAUGUGCAGUUACAAAUGCUCAAAGUUCUACAAAUUUAUAAAGCAUACUUACAAAGUGAGUUCACUUAAGACCCUGUGCCUGAUUUGGGAGCUAACUGUACAUGCAUAAAGGUUUGUUAUUUCCCUAAGUUACAGUACAGAAAAUGGCAGAUGUUCACAUCCCAGUAUCUGCCUCCCCACAUCUGAAUGAGGAUAAGGAAACGGGCAGGGGGAGUAUCAUAACAGAAGACAACGUGGAUGGAGUAACAUCUAGUAAAGGAAAAGCUGAUGGAGCUGGAGAGGAAGAGGAGGGCUCCGACCCAAACAUGUACCGCUACAUCAAAGAGGACCUGUUCACAUCGGAGAUCUUCAAAGUGGAGAUCCAAAAUUUACCAAAGUAUAUCGGUUUUAACGACGUGAAGAAGUUCCUGGCCAAGCAUGGCGUCAACCCUCACAAGAUCAAAAUGUUUGGGAAGCAGCCAUUCGCCUUCGUCACCUUUAAAAACGAGGAAGAACGGGACAAAGCCAUGAAGAUGCUGCACGGGAUGCAGUGGAAGGGUCGGGCACUGAGCGUGCGGCUGGCCAAGCCCAAGGUCGACCCCAUACUCAGGAAGAGGAGGCAGGACGAGACGGAGGGGUCAGGGCAGCCCCCGUCGAAACGGCAGCAGGAGGCAGAGGAAGACGAGGUACCUUUCAGCACCCAGAUCGCCAAUGUGGUGACCCCCCUGUGGAAUGUGCCCUAUGAGGAACAACUACAGAGGAAACAGCAGGCGGUGGAGGGGGUGCUGCAGAGCCUAUCGAGAGAAAUAGGCUUCACCAACAAGGAAAUGCUAGCCUGGCUGUACACGCAGCGAAACAAGCACAACAACAUGUGUUGUCCCCUGGAGACCAUCAGACCAUCACCCUUACUGACUGAGUACAGGAACAAGUGUGAGUUCCUCAUCUCUAUGGGGGCGAAUGGUGAGGAUAAGACGGUGGGCUUCCGACUGGGGAAGUACAAAGGAGGCUCCUGUGCUGUGGUGGGCCCCUCUGACUCCAUCCAUGUGUCAGCCAGGGCCAAGAGAGUCGUCAGCGAGGUCCAGAAAUUCAUCAGGACAACGGCUUACGCGGUGUACAGCCCUGAGACUUACGAUGGGCACUGGAAGCAGCUCACCGUGAGGACUACCAGGACCGACGAGGCCAUGGCCAUGGUGUUCUUCAACCCACAGAAACUUGAGGAGGCCGAACUCGACGGCCUCAAGAACUCGCUGAGGCAGUUCUUCACGGAAGGAGAAGGGAAAGAAAGCGGACUAAACUCUCUGUACUUUGUGAGAGAGGGUCAAAGGACCUCCCCGAACCCCGAAGACCUGCCAUCAGAGCUAGUAUUCGGGAAAGAGUACAUCCAUGAAGAGCUUCUCAGUCUGAAAUUCAGGAUCUCUCCUCACUCCUUCUUUCAGGUGAACACGGGUGCUGCGGAGGUUCUGUACUCCACGGUGGGGGAGUGGGCCCAGCUGGACCAGGACAGCACCGUGCUGGAUGUGUGCUGUGGGACGGGAACCAUCGGGAUAUCGUUAGCCAAGAGGGUGAGGAAGGUCAUUGGAAUAGAACUGUGCCAGGCAGCAGUAGAGGAUGCCAAAGUGAACGCCCAGAUUAAUGGUCUGACUAAUGUGGAGUACCACUGUGGCAAGGCUGAGGAUGUGUUCCCCAGCGUGCUCAAUGCUCUGGUGUCCCCCAACGUCACGGCCAUCGUGGAUCCACCCAGAGCUGGCUUGCAUUCCAAGGUGAUUCUGGCCAUCAGGAGAGCGGAGCACCUGAAGAGGCUGGUGUACGUGGCGUGCAACGCUAAGGCGGCCAUGACCAACUUCAUAGAUCUGUGCAGAGCUCCCUCCAAGCGGGUACGUGGGUCUCCCUUCCGUCCCGUGCGAGCCAUGGCCGUGGACCUCUUCCCCCAGACCAUGCACUGUGAGAUGCUCCUGCUGUUUGAGCGGGUGGACUACAGCUCCCAGACCACUAGCAAGGAAGAGACUACAACCCCCACGGAGAAACAGGAAGAGACAACUAGCACGUCUUAAUGUAUCGAUAGCAGUUCAUGCUUUAUGUGCAUGAGUUAGCUAACUCUAAGCAUGUGACAUGGCGUUUUUGUCAAGGGUAUGCAGUCUUUUGUUGACGCCGAUACGGCGAUAAUCUACUAUACUACUUUUGAAUUUGUUUUGUUCACAAGAACUUUUUUUUUUUUUUAAUCUGAUUAAAUUGAUUUUGACCCUAGGCUUUGGAUCGCAUCAAUAUUUUUCCCCCUUACACCAUUUAAGAGGCAUGUGCCUCAGCACACAUCUGGGAUUUUCAGAAAGCUACCCUUCAUUAAACUUAAAAAGAAGUUCCAGAGAAGGUUCCACUGCUAAAGAACAUGAAUCCCAUGUGUAGAUAAAAGGGGGGGGAGAUCUUCCAAGUAAAGAUUUUCUUAUCCAUCUAGACACAAGAGACAGCACAGUUAAUUCAUGACAAUUUAUUUGCAUAAACAAAUAUCACUGAAAGUCAGAGAUCCAAGUUGCAGUAGGUACUUCAUUUUCUAGGCAGCAAUAUCUCAAGCAAACAAUCCAUCAUUACAACUCCAUGGGUUUUUUUUGCGCACAUACUAAACACACGUACUUGGCAAGACAGAGCACAUAAACAUGAGCUGGGGGAGAAGCAGAUUCUUCAAGCAGUCUAACUCUACAUCAGCAGCUGUGUCCAUGAACGCUGGGACAGAUGCACACACAGACCCAAUACUUCACACGCAGACCCAAUACUUCACACCAUGAAAUGCACAGAAGUUAAUAUUUUUGUUCCAGGAAGUGUUGCAUCUUUUUGUAUCCUGCCUUAUAUAUAUAUUUAUAGAUAUUAUGGUGGCGUUUGCAGCAACCCUAGUAAUGUUCCUCUAUAAAAAUGCAUAAGACUGAAUUAAAGCUUUGGUUCCCACUGCUUGUUUAGACUCCUGUUGUUCUAAAAGACGUGAUCAAGGGUCGCUCGAGGUAAAAGUGUGCCAACUUCAUUUUUGUAGAUUUGUUGGGGAUCCUCGUACACCAUACAUUAGUUUGCCAGAGUUAGAACACAUGAUGAGAACGGACGAUCCUUUGUCACAAAGAUGACAAACGUAC